UACAUAGCGCCGUUCAAGCAUCAAUUGCAUAUCUUCGCGUUGAACAAGUACGACAGUCACCAGUCAUGCAGCUGAGUAGCGGAGAAGCACUUGAUCAAGGUAUUGACAGCAGCAAUUGCAUGAGACCGGUGUUCGCCUUCCCUUCCUCAGUGCAACCCACCAGCAGACUUCGGUUUGGCUGCGGGGAAGCACUGAGUUGGUCGGUGAUCUGAGAGAUACGGUCUGAACUUGAUCAGGUUAAAUCCUGCGAAAGGACCUCAUGCUUUGCUUCCCCUCCGUAAGACGCUGCUGAUGAGUGCAGGCUCCCAGUCUUCAUGGAGCCUACCCCGCAAACCGCUAACGUCUACGAUGAAAAGACGUCCUCGCUGGUGCCCGUCCUGGCCCCGAACGAAGGCCUUCCGAUAAGCGAUACAGGUGGGGCAGCCAACCCCGCAACUUUUGCCAGAAGAGCACACUUGCAAUGGAAGAAGUUUGAAAAGCAGCUGGUGGAGUACAACCUCGAGGCGCGCGGAAUCCAGCGUGUCGAAGCAGAUGAGCGCCAUGAUCUUCGUGCAUUGGGCUACACUCAAGUGGCCAUUUUGUGGUUUUCAAUCAACCUGGCGGCUAACAAUAUUACAUUGGGAAUGUUAGGUCCGGCCGUCUUUGGCCUAGGCUUCUUGGAUUCGAGCCUUUGUGCUGUGUUCGGCAUGCUCGUGGGAUGUCUCCCGGUGGCAUACAUUGCGACUUUUGGGCCAAGGAGCGGGAACAGGACAAUGAUCUUUGCUCGGUACACGAUGGGCUGGUGGCCCUCGAAGCUCGUUGUUAUCUUGAACCUUAUUGUCCUUCUAGGAUACGCUUUGAUUGACUGCGUCGUAGCGGGUCAGAUCCUGUCUGCCGUUUCGACAAGCAACAUGUCUGUUGUUGUCGGAAUCAUCAUUGUUGCAAUCAUAACUUGGGGUAUUACUACGUUUGGAUACCAAAUCUUCCACUACUAUGAGCGGUAUGCCUGGUUGCCACAGCUGAUUGUCCUCUGUAUCCUCGCCGGCGUAGCAGGGCCGGGUUUUAAUACCUCCUCGAGCUCGGAAGGGGAUCCCGCCACACUCUCCGGCAAUAGACUAUCCUUCUUUGGUCUCAACCUGGCCGCGGCCAUAACUUAUUCUGGAGGUGCGGCAGAUUACUUCGUCUACUACCCAGAGCAUACGCCCGGAUGGAAGAUCUUUAGUGUGACAAUGGUCGGGCUCUCCUUGAGCUUUACCUUCGCCUUUCUUCUUGGUAUCGGGCUUGCAUCCGGGAUGCUUACGAACACUGCCUGGGAAGAGGCAUACGGCGUUUCUCAAGGAGCGCUGAUCGUUCACGGCUACAAGCCAUUGGGUGGGUUUGGCAGCUUCUGUGGCGUCAUCGUUGCUCUUGGACUAGUAGCGAACCUCAUCCCACCUACAUACUCGUCCGGAAUCGAUGCCCAGAUCCUUGGGAGGUGGGCUGCACUGGUGCCUCGCGCCAUUUGGAAUACAAUUGGUGUGGUAAUCUACACGGUUUGUGCCCUGGCUGGUCGUGGUCAUUUGGCCGAGAUAUUCACCAACUUCCUAGCUCUAAUGGGCUAUUGGGUGUCUAUUUGGAUAGCAAUAACAUUAGAAGAGCACCUUAUUUUCCGCCGUAAGAAAGGCUUCAACUGGGCUACCUGGAAUGAACCUAAGAAGCUACCCCUUGGCAUUGCAGCUCUCAUUGCUUUUUUGAUUGGCUGGGCUGGGGCUAUUCUCUGCAUGGCCCAGGUUUGGUACAUUGGCCCUAUUGCUAAGCUUGUGGGAGACUAUGGCGCAGAUAUGGGCAAUUACGUCGGUUUUGCCUGGGCCGCGGUUGUAUACCCCCCUAUGCGAGUAUGGGAGUUGAAGAAGUUCGGAAGGUGAUGUGCCCCCAUGGCCACGUCAGUUUGGAGGUGAGAAGAAAUCGCGAGAAGGCGAUCUUCCGCGAAACGGACGUUGACCUAACGUGGAAAAGGCUGGCAAUGGUUGUUGUGUAGUUUAAGCGGCUACAAGUUGGAAUCUAUACCGUUGAAUCUUCUCGCGCUUCCACUGUGGCAUGCCGCAUCUCAACUUACUUAAUUAAGUAC
Messenger RNA from Lindgomyces ingoldianus, 2086 nucleotides. RefSeq names its product purine-cytosine permease FCY21. NCBI's taxonomy places the organism in Eukaryota, Fungi, Ascomycota, Dothideomycetes, Pleosporales, Lindgomycetaceae. The record is from RefSeq and is a predicted model, not a curated record. Gene Ontology annotation, molecular function: transmembrane transporter activity. Gene Ontology annotation, cellular component: plasma membrane; fungal-type vacuole membrane. Gene Ontology annotation, biological process: transmembrane transport. The coding region runs from base 315 to 1883 and encodes 522 amino acids. The transcript has 4 exons.